GCCCGAGCGCCGCCUCCCGCCGGCAGCAAUCUCCGUGCUAUAGCGCAAGUCCAAGGUUGACAAACAUCGUAAAGAGUCGCAACUAUAUGUUAUCCCAGCCGCGUCUAACACGAAGAUCAAACGAUUUGCAGUGUGAUCUUGGUUGCGGAACGUGGGGCAUCUUCUUCAACACCGGCCAUUGCAGCUGAAACCCGUAGCGGCCCACCCCCCUCUCAGCUCCCCGGUGCCGGCCGUCCUCGCCGCCUGCCGGCCCCCACCAACCCGCGCCCACCGCCGCUGUCAACCAACUCCCGUUCCUGACCCUCACCCACCCCACUCCACGCCGCAGCGCGCCCUGCACUUGCCAGCCCCCGCCGGCGCAUGCGGCGUCGUCCUUCCCUCUCAUGCCCGGGCCACUUGCCUCCCCACGCCGACAUGUCCCGCCGCGCGAGCGCCGCCCGCGACCGGUGCUUGGAGCUGGAGCGCGCCAUCGCUGGCCGCGUCCGCUCGGGAAGCCUCGGCCUCGACGACGCCGUCAAGAUGUUCGACGAAUUGCUCCCCCACGCCAGGCCGGCCUCGGUUCGCGCCUUCAACCAGCUCCUCACCGCCGUCUCUCGCGCCCAGGGCAGGGGCUCCUCCUCCUCUGAGCUCGUCCCCUCCCUCUUCAACCGGAUGGCCCGUGCUUGCUCCGACAAGGUAGCUCCCGACCUGCACACCUACAGCAUCCUCAUCGACCGCUUCUGCCGCAUCGGACGCCUGGAGCUUGGUUUCGCUGCCUUUGGCCUCAUCCUUAAGACAGGCUGGAGGGUGAAUGGCAUAGUCAUCAAUCCACUGCUCAAAGGUGUCUGUGACAGAAAGUGCGUGUCUGAGGCCAUGGACAUAUUGCUCCGACGAAUGCCUGAGUUUGGCUGCACGCCAGAUGUAGUUUCAUACAGCACAGUUCUAAAGGGUUUAUGCAACGAAAAGAGAGCUGAGGAGGCACUUGAGCUGCUCCACAUGAUGGCCGAUGAUGGAGGUGGUAGCUGCCCACCAAAUGUCGUGGCGUACACCACCGUCAUCAAUGGCUUGUUUAGAGACGGUCAGGUGGACAAAGCUUACAACCUAUUUCGUGAAAUGGAUGACCGGGGGAUUUCGCCGACUGUUGUGACCUACACCACAGUCAUCAAUGGCUUGUUUAGAGAUGGUCAGGUGGACAAAGCUUACAACCUAUUUCGUGAAAUGGAUGACCGGGGGAUUUCGCCGACUGUUGUGACCUACACCACAGUCAUUGAUGGCCUGAGCAAAGCUCAAGCAGUUGACAGGGCCGAGGGCGUCCUUCAGCAGAUGAUUCAUAAAGGUGUCAAGCCAGACAAUCAGACAUAUACUUGUCUGAUCCAUGGAUAUUGCUCUUCAGGACAGGGGAAAGAGGUGGUUCGAAUGCUCAAAGAAAUGUCCGCGCAUGGUCAUAAGCCAGAUACUGUCACUUGUACUUUGCUGCUGGAUCACCUUUGCAAGAGUGGAAGAUGCACAGAGGCUAGAAAGAUUUUUGAUUCUAUGAUUGAAAAGGGCACAAAACCUGAUGUAACUACAUAUGGCGUUCUGCUUCAUGGUUAUGCUACCAAAGGAGCUCUUUCUGAUAUGCGUGGCCUCUUGGAUUUGAUGGUAGAAAAUGGUGUUUCACCUAACCAUCAUACCUUUAACAUAGUUCUCUGUGCGUAUGCUAAAGGUGGUAUGAUAGAUGAGGCAAUGCAUAUAUUUGACCAAAUGAGGCAGCAAGGGUUGAGUCCUGAUGUAGUCAACUAUGGAGCAUUAAUAGAUGCACUUUGCAAGUUGGGAAGAGUGGAUGAGGCAAUGCUUAAAUUCAAUCAGAUGAUCCAUGAAGGGGUGACUCCUGGUAUCGUUGUUUUUAGCUCACUAGUUUAUGGACUGUGCACUGUUGACAACUGGGAGAAGGCCGAGGAAUUAUUUUCUGAAAUGCUGAAUCAAGGGAUCCAUCCCAAUGCCACGUUCUUCACCACAAUAAUGCGUAACCUUUGCAAUGGAGGACGAGUCAUGGAAGCUCAGAGUCUCCUUGACUUGAUGGUACAUGUAGGUGUGAGACCUAAUGUUAUCUCAUAUAAUACAUUAAUAGAUGGCUACUGCUUAGCUGGUAGGAUGAAGGAAGCUAUGAAGUUACUUGAUGCUAUGGUCCGAGUUGGCUUGAAACCAGAUACUGUUUCUUUUAAUACUUUGCUUCAUGGCUAUUGUAGAGCUGGCAGGAUAGAGGAAGCUGUGAAGUUACUUGAUGCUAUGGUCCGAGUUGGCUUGAAACCAGAUACCGUUUCUUUUAGUACUUUGCUUCAUGGCUAUUGUAGAGCUGGCAGGAUAGAUGAUGCAGUUAGACUAUUCAGAGAAAUGUUGAGCAAUGAAGUUAAGCCUGGAAUUUUCACUUAUAACAUUGUACUUCAUGGUUUGUUUCAGUCUGGGAAGUUUUCUGAAGCAAAAGAACUCUAUCUCAAUAUGAUCAAAAGUGGAAUGCAGCUGAACAUUUACACGUACAAAACAAUUCUGAAUGGUCUUUGCAAAAAUAAAUGUGUUGAUGAGGCAUUUAAAAUAUUUCAGAGUCUAUGUUCUAAGGAUUUUCAACUUGACAUCAUUACCUUCAAUAUUAUGAUCGAUGCUUUGCUCAAAAGUGGCAGAAAGGAAGAUGCUAUGGAUAUGUUCACUGCUAUCUCUGCCCAUGGUUUAGGUCCAGAUGUUGUGACCUAUCGCUUAAUGAUAGAAAAUCUCAUAAAAGAAGGGUUGCUAGAAGAGUCUGACAAUCUGUUUUCAGCAAUGGAAAAGAGUGGAUGCACUCCAGACUCAUGUAUGCUAAAUGCUCUAGUUAGGAGGCUGUUGCGUAGAGGUGAGAUAAUGAGGGUUGGGGCUUACCUCUCCAAAAUUGAUGAGAUGAACUUCUCACUUGAGGCAGCCACUACUUCCUUGCUAAUAUCAGUUUUGUCGAGGGAGGAAUAUCAGCACCAUGCAAAGUCCCUGCCUGAAAAGUAUCAUUUUCUUAAGGAGAUCAAUAAAUGAGGAUUUUUUUUCAGAGGAAUUGGAUUCUCAACUGUGUUGAGACAUCUUUAUGUGGCGCGUAAAUUUGUUGGAGUGAUUAUGUCUGUCUAUUGCAGUGAUUAUUUCUGUCUCAUGCUCUAAUUUACUUACCAUAUUCUACGGUCUCCUUUGUUUAGAGAAAUGUUAUCAUGAUAGUGCUCUUCGGUAUGAAGUUUAUCACCAAGGAAAAAUUAUCUUAUUUUCAGUUGCACUUAUCUUUAUAACAGGGAUCAAUUUACAUGUUAA
Messenger RNA from Panicum hallii, 3276 nucleotides. RefSeq names its product protein Rf1, mitochondrial-like. Gene Ontology annotation, molecular function: protein binding. NCBI's taxonomy places the organism in Eukaryota, Viridiplantae, Streptophyta, Magnoliopsida, Poales, Poaceae. The record is from RefSeq and is a predicted model, not a curated record. The coding region runs from base 361 to 3012 and encodes 883 amino acids. The transcript is spliced from 2 exons.